AUGGAGAUCCGGCCGGACAGGUUUAAGAUUGUGGCAGCCAAGACUCUCGGGAAAAUAUACGGAGCUCUUGAGAAGAAGCAGGAAAAUGGCGAGACCAUUGAGCUGUCGGCGGAGGGCCGGCCGGAGCUGUUGGAGGAGAAGGAGGUGCCCGUGGUGGACUGCACAUGCUUCGGCCUGCCCAGGCGCUACAUCAUCGCCAUCCUCUCUGGCAUUGGCUUCUGCAUCUCCUUUGGUAUCCGAUGUAACUUGGGAGUGGCCAUUGUCAGCAUGGUCAACAGCCACACCAUCUUCAGAGACAACAAGAUGGUCGAAGUGAAAGCUCAGUUUGAUUGGGAUCCGGAAACAGUGGGAAUGAUCCACGGGUCCUUUUUUUGGGGGUACAUAGUGACUCAAAUCCCAGGAGGGUUCAUCUGUCAAAAGUUUGCAGCAAACAGAGUAUUUGGCUUUGCUAUAGUGGCCACGUCUUGCUUGAACAUGCUCAUCCCUGCAGCAGCACGGAUGCAUUUUGGCUGUGUUAUCAUUGUCAGGGUGUGUCAAGGACUUGUGGAGGGGGUUUCAUAUCCGGCCUGUCACGGAAUUUGGGCAAAAUGGGCACCACCUCUUGAAAGAAGUCGCCUGGCCACGACAGCCUUUUGUGGUUCUUAUGCUGGUGCUGUGAUUGCCAUGCCAUUAGCUGGAAUCCUGGUCCAGUAUUCAGGAUGGUCAUCAGUCUUCUAUGUCUACGGAAGUUUUGGUAUCAUGUGGUAUUGCUUCUGGUUCCUGGUGUCUUAUGAAAGUCCAGCAGCCCAUCCCACCAUCACUGAGGAGGAGAGAAAAUAUAUUGAGGAAAGCAUUGGCGUGACAGCCCAACACGCUGUAACGAAAUUCAACACCCCGUGGAGGUCCUUCUUUACAUCCAUGCCAGUGUACGCCAUCAUCGUGGCUAAUUUCUGCAGAAGCUGGACAUUCUAUUUGCUUCUCAUCAGCCAGCCUGCAUACUUUGAGGAGGUGUUUGGGUUUGAGAUUAGCAAGGUGGGCAUAGUUUCAGCUCUUCCCCACCUGGUCAUGACCAUUGUUGUGCCUAUUGGUGGCCAGAUUGCAGACUAUCUGCGCACCAACCAAAUCAUGUCUACAACUAACGUCAGGAAACUUAUGAACUGUGGAGGGUUUGGGAUGGAGGCAACCCUGCUCCUAGUCGUGGGCUUUUCUCAUACAAAAGGAGUUGCCAUUUCAUUCCUGGUCCUGGCUGUGGGUUUCUCUGGGUUUGCCAUUUCAGGUUUCAAUGUCAACCACCUGGACAUUGCACCGCGCUAUGCUAGUAUACUUAUGGGUAUCUCCAAUGGUGUGGGCACUUUGUCUGGUAUGGUUUGCCCACUUAUAGUUGGUACCAUGACGAAGCAUAAGACGCGCGAGGAGUGGCAGGGUGUGUUUCUUAUUGCCUCGAUUGUUCAUUAUGGAGGUGUUAUAUUCUAUGGCCUCUUUGCAUCUGGAGAGAAGCAAGCUUGGGCAGAGCCAGAGCAGACAAGCGAUGAGAAAUGCGGCAUCCUGGAUGAGGAUGAGCUUGCAAAUGAGACAGAGGAGCUGUAUCGCACAAGUGGCGGAGGAGGCUACGGUGCCAUGAACCAGGGAGCAGAUCCCAACGGAGGCAUGGGAGGAGGAGGAGGAGGCUGGGUCUCAGACUGGGACAAAACUGAGGAGUAUGUCCAACCAGAUGGAACCAAUAAUUACCUUUAUGAAGGAGAGAGAGAGCGAAAGUUAACAUAAAACCAGCAGA
Micropterus dolomieu (smallmouth bass) is the source of this 1753-nucleotide messenger RNA. Its product is annotated as vesicular glutamate transporter 1-like. Gene Ontology annotation, molecular function: L-glutamate transmembrane transporter activity; neurotransmitter transmembrane transporter activity. The record is from RefSeq and is a predicted model, not a curated record. Lineage: Eukaryota; Metazoa; Chordata; Actinopteri; Centrarchiformes; Centrarchidae. Gene Ontology annotation, cellular component: synaptic vesicle membrane; excitatory synapse. The transcript has 13 exons. Bases 1 to 1743 code for a protein of 580 amino acids. Gene Ontology annotation, biological process: transmembrane transport; neurotransmitter loading into synaptic vesicle; synaptic transmission, glutamatergic.